UCCAGUUGUGGGCGUUUAGCCAGCCCGAACCAAAACAGAACGAGGGGGAGUCGCAGGAUUAUACCAACUUUGAAGACACAUUUGGGGCAUGGAGAACCCUGUAGGUCAGAGCUAAAAUUAGAGGCUGCUCCUUCCGCGACAGCAGCCAAACUGCGAUGCAUAAAGUCAUGUAAACCGGGGGGAUACACUAUCACAAGGGCUGGCAGUAAAAGUCAUGUAUUCCAUGGGUGACAUUUAACGCCACACGCUGACAGUGGAGGCUCUGUGCGUAACGCAGGGACAACGCUGGAUCUACACUGGGCACUGCUGCGCAAAUAAUGAGUAUUUGGUAGUGCGUUUUUGGAGACGCCAUAUGUACUCUCUUCAGCGCACAGCUUCCAUGAGUGUACACUUCUGCAAACAUGUCUUUUUUAUCCAUACCGAGACAAGAGGGCCUUUUCACCACGAUCAAAACCGGCAAAUCAGCAGCCGCGGAGGCAGAGGGUAGAACCCCCAUGGACGACGAGGAGAAUUAUGAUGAUGAUGAUGAAGACGAUGACACCAACGUCCGCCUCAUCCCAAGAUGCUCCCCGGUGCCCAGAAAGCGAGGCCACUCCAUCCACGAUGAAACCGCCGAGUACAUGCGGAUCCAUCUGGCGCUGGCUGCCGGAAAGAGAGUAUCAUUCGCCGAUACAACAGGUGGGGAUCUGGUGGAUGUGAAGGAAUUCGUUGCCUUCGAUUCGGACGAGGAAGAGGGCAGCGCGAAGUGGGAGGAAGAGGAGGCAAAGUAUCGAAAGCCAGAGCGAAAGCCGACUUAUCAUGUGCACCCAGAGUUUAAUACGCCCAGCGGCAGUGCCCUGCUGCAGGCUGUGCAGUCUACCAAAGUGGAGGUGGAGCAGAUCUCUCCUGUAGAGAAUGAGCCACUUGCUUUCACUGGGGUUAUACGAGUCCUCAACAUCUCCUUCAACAAAGCAGUGUACAUCAGAACCACCAUGGACAGCUGGGCCACCUACUUUGACCACCCAGCAGAGUAUGUCCAGGGGUCUCAUGAUGGAAACACUGAUCAGUUCUCCUUCAAGCUGUCUUUUGCACCACCUUACAUCUCACACGGCUCUCGCAUUGAGUUUGUUGUCCGCUAUGAAACCUCUGAUGGUGAUUACUGGGCCAAUAACUCCUCUAUGAAUUAUGUGGUAACUCUGCUUCUGUCCUACGAAGAUGAUUCAGCUCAGACAAACAACAACAAUCACCAAGUAAAAGGUAUCCUGAGACCUCCGAAAGCAUACAGUGCGCAGGAUAAUUUUGAUUCAGAGGAUGAGCUGGAAAAGGACAAAGAAGAAGCAGUGACCUCCAGGUCAGGACUUGUCAGACCUACAGCUGUCUGCCCAGUCAUCGUACAUCCGGAGAUUGACAUAGAGAUUGCAGUUCACCCAGCUGGUCCCUGUGUCUCACCCAACCAAGAGCUUCCAUCUGUUGAUGGCGCACUGUCCGCUCACACUGUAUCCCCAGGUGAACAAUUCCCAUGUAUGUCUUCCGAAACCACGCUUCAAACUAAUUCAUCCUUUGUACUCUGUGCCAGCGAGUCGGUCCAGCCAAAUAAGUCACAGCCUUUACCCAGACUCCACUGUGAAUUAGGAAACCAAACGUCAGAGCAGCUCAUAGACAGUAGUCCCUGUGCACUGCUGCCUGCCUCAACUUCCUCUCUACAGCAAGAGUCAAGCCCGAGAUCAGACAGCUCCCAGGCUGGCGGAGAGGAAAUCCCAUCCUCAGAGGCCUCGUGCAUGCAUCUUCCUACCACAGAGAUGAGUCUGUGGCCAACAAUGGGAGAGGAGGGAUCGACCGACAGCCCCCCCGGUCGUCCUCGUCUUGAACUGCCCGCUGAGUGCGUCUCUGCUCCCAGUGUGACUCAGGGCUUUGAGCAAGAGGUUGCAGUGGGAUUGAGUGAACUCGUUGCAGGAUUAUCAGAAGGUUCCACCAGGUCUGCAGCAAAUCACCAAGGCGGUACACCUGCAAUUUUGUCUCCUGUGGCAGAGAGUGAGGCAUCUCUGGGAGCAGAAGGUGAAGCUCCACCGUCACCUGAACUCACAGAGAGCCAAAACAUAGCUCUUCAGCCUGCCUCAGCCCGGGAAGAGAAGGAAGAUCCCCCCCAGAUUUCCCCAGACGCAUUAUUAGAGAAUCUACCAAACACAUUGUCCGAGCUGCAGCCCGAGUAUGACGUAAACAGGAUUCUGAUGCCACCUGUCAUCUUUCUGAGUGGAGUUGUCUCCCUCUCGAUAGCGAUGCAGGACCCCAGUGCCCUCUUCCUCAUCGGACUACUAUUGGUCUUGCACCGUUUGUGAUUAUGCCACAAAAGCUUAUUCUGAUCUGUUCUCAAGUGAAGUGCCUUUUCAUGAUUCCAAAAUAAGCCAACAAGUUAAAAAAAAAAAAAAAAACACGGAUCUCCUGUUGAAGUUGUGUAUCACUGUGUGAGUUUAGAUGAGUAGAUAUUUUCAUUAAAAGAAAGGGUACAAUUUACAGGUGAUUCAAUGCAAAGUCCAAUGCAAGGAGAAAGUAAUUACACAAAUAUUAAACAUAUUUUCAUGCAUUUUGUCAAACAAGUGUUCGAUAUUAGAAUAGUAGUUAACUAUUACCCUAUUUCUACAUCAGCAUUGUGAUCACUCUAAAGCACAGCGUAUCGUUAGAGAUGUUUUGUAAGUGGUCUGAUAUUACUUUUUCUUGUCAUGUGGAGAUGGUGUACGUGGUGUUAUAUUCUGAUUUAACAAUCAGUCCUAUAAUGCGCUUGUUUUCUGUUUUUCUUUCGUUGUUGUUGUUAGCGUAGCUAAGGUUGUUGUCUGACCCCACUGCCAUGACUGAACUUUUGUGAAUUCCAUGUGUUGGUAUGUCUUUAAUGAAGGACAGAAAACAUGACCACAGUGGGACACUAAGGAGACUUGUUAUACAAAUGGUAUUUUGUUUACAAAAUGCAAAAGCAACACGUGGUUAUGUGAAGUAUUUUUGCCUUAAUGCCCACAGUAAAAAUCAGUUUGAAAUAGAUGCUGCUUAAAGUGUGAUGUGUGCAGUGGCGCCCACAGAAAUUUUUCACAGGGGAGGCCAGAUGGGAACAUGGAAAAUCUUGAGGUGGCGCAUUGAAACUAAAAGCCAUAACUGAAUUUCAGGAAUUCCUUUUUGCUUAGCCCAGUUGAAAACUAUGUCAGUAUGGAGAGGUAGGAAUCACAUAAUGAUAUACUUUGGUUUCUUAUUUUAUAGUUAAUAUUAGUAAUUAUUUGAUGUACAUAGACUAAAGCAGGAUUUAUACUUGUGCAUCAGCUCUAUGCAGACCCUAUGCCGUAGUCUACACAUGUGGCCUACGCUGUUGUGAGCAUUUGCACUUGUGCGGUGGUGUGUCUGAGUCACUCUGCAGUUACACCUCCAAAACACUAGUUGGCGGAGAGGUUUCUGUGAAGUGCUAUAAAGUUUAGUUGAUUCAAAACACACAUUAAACACACAUUAAACAUGGCUUAAUAGAGACAAUUUCAAUCACAAGUACACAAAUCAGCUUCACUAUAACUACAGCAUUCACAGACAAAGCAUUUGUCUUUAUCUGGACACAUUUUCCCCACAAAUACAACAUGCUAAUGUUUUUAGUACAAGCCUAUGGCAUUUUACAUUGUAUAAAUUAGCCUACCGGCUAGCAGACUUUUCUUCUACUCAUAUGAAGCCAGGAACAACAGCAACAUUUACACAGGUCACGUUACAAAAUUUGGUUCCAUUACAGCUCACUGACAAAACAACUGUUUUAUAUUGAAACGCGUUUUCCAAACAAAUGUAACAUGCUAACGUUAUUAGCACAAGCCUAUGGCAUUUUACAUUGUAUAAAUUAACCUAGCAAAUAGAGAUUUCCUCUACUCAUAUGAAGCCAGGAUAAAUCACACACAAGACUUAAAUUGGCUUUAUUGUCUUCACAUGGUUUUCAGCUUACAAAAAUAGACAGGUCUGCUUUGCCGCGACUUGUAGUCAUAUCUCUGGGGAGGUGCACAUCAGGCUAUGGUGUAGGAAACAGAGUAGGCUCUACGUCGAUGCAGAGCCUACGCCGUAGGUACGGCGUCGAUUUUAACACAGAAGUAUAAUUUCUAAAUAAUACCGGCACAGUUAACAUUUUGAGUUCCACAAAAAUCCUGUUUAAAUGCGUUGAGUAGAAAGCAGUUUUGAACACGGUGGUAGGGGUAGGAAGCGGUUGCCACCCGUGUGAAUGCACACAGAUUUUGUUCUGCCACUCAGAGUUCACUGUGUUGAACUUAUUGUGGUUGCUGCAUGGAUUCGGCAGAUUUAAUAGCGGGCAUCCCGGAAGUAGAAAGACCUUGUUAUUAAGGAGCUGAUAAUGUUAGUGUCUGAAUACCCAGAGUUGCAGUGGUAGCAACUUAAAAGGACAACCAGAAGAAGAACUGGGCCUGGGAUAACAUUUCCAACAAACUACAAAUGACUGAUAAAUUGUCCAAAUAUGUAGAAACGUAGUAAUUUCAGUGAUUUCCAUUGUCUUGCUACAGUAUUUUGGACUGUAGUGGCAGUGGCCACUUUUGAAAACACUUUGCUUUUGGGGGAACACUCGUGCAGGUUAGUGCGGGGCAGUGUUAAAGCAGCUUUAGGCGAUUUGUUUUUCUUUAUAUCAGCUGGUUGUCCUUUUUCUUAAGACAAAUACACAACCUUAAUCUUAAGGAGUACAUAGAUUGUGAGGGACAAAACAUUUACUGGGAACAAGCCAUUUCAAAUUUAGGACUGCGCCACAACCUCUUAAAAACAGUAAUGUUGGCCCCCAAUUAUUUUCACAGCCAUGGCCCCCCUGGCCCCCCUGCUGAAGUGGCGCCACUGGAGAUGUGAAAGUGAUAUUUAUCAUUAGAGAACACCAGCCUCUUCACUAUUGCACAUUUCAUUUGAUAUGUCUUCCUGUUGAUUCUUGCUAGUAAACCCAUAUUGUUGUUGUUGCACAACACAAACAUUUUAUAGCACUACUGUGGCAACCUCACAGACAGGCUGAGGCACUGAAUGACAUGUUUGAAGUGAUGAAAGUUUUUGCAGUGUAUUGCCAUUAAACGUGGUCCUAUAUCCUG
Messenger RNA from Epinephelus fuscoguttatus (brown-marbled grouper), 5060 nucleotides. RefSeq names its product protein phosphatase 1 regulatory subunit 3A (gene ppp1r3f). The transcript has 4 exons. Gene Ontology annotation, molecular function: glycogen binding; protein phosphatase 1 binding. Gene Ontology annotation, cellular component: protein phosphatase type 1 complex. The coding region runs from base 402 to 2315 and encodes 637 amino acids. The record is from RefSeq and is a predicted model, not a curated record. Gene Ontology annotation, biological process: regulation of glycogen biosynthetic process. NCBI's taxonomy places the organism in Eukaryota, Metazoa, Chordata, Actinopteri, Perciformes, Serranidae.